Branchiostoma belcheri (Belcher's lancelet) is the source of this 4299-nucleotide messenger RNA. Its product is annotated as RNA-binding protein 12B-A-like. Lineage: Eukaryota; Metazoa; Chordata; Leptocardii; Amphioxiformes; Branchiostomatidae. Gene Ontology annotation, cellular component: nucleoplasm; ribonucleoprotein complex. Gene Ontology annotation, biological process: regulation of RNA splicing. Gene Ontology annotation, molecular function: RNA binding. The record is from RefSeq and is a predicted model, not a curated record.
CUCUUAAUGGUGGGGGUAGCCCUGCGCUUGUAGCGUGCACUUUCUGGUCGCCAUCUUGACGUCUGGCUGACAGAAGGUGUUGGUUGUAGGUGAAAGAUCAAGGCUUGCAUCAUGGCUGUGGUAAUCCGCCUUCAGGGUCUCCCAUGGUCGGCCUCCGCCAUGGACAUUCGCUCCUUCUUCUCCGGCCUCACAAUUCCCGAUGGUGGGGUGCAUAUAGUGGGUGGGGAUGCAGGAGAUGCCUUCAUUAUCUUUGCCUCCGACGAAGACGCCCGCCAGGCGAUGGCUCGCACGGGAAACACGAUCCACGGCUCGCCUAUCACCCUGUACCUGAGCUCCCGCAAGGAGAUGCAGGAUCGCAUCAACAUGAGCAGAAGCACAACUUUUGACUCUCCUACACCAGUAGCUACCAGCAAUGUGGAGAAAACUCAGUCGCCUAGUUUUGGGUCCAGAAAUGUGGCCCCGAAUGGCUCAUCUUAUGUCCCUCCUGCAGUGCAAGAAAGUGGGUACAGCAGUAUGUCCUCCUCAAGCUAUAAUUCCUCUCCAUUCAGUGCAGCGCAGACAUGCAUUCAACUGUUCGGCCUCAACACCAAUGUCACAGUGUCAGAAAUCCACUCCCUCUUCUCUGGGUUGGAGAUAGCCAGUGAUGGCAUUGUCAUUGAGAUGGAUCCUUUUGGUAACAAGACAGGCAAAGCCUUUGUCAAAUUCAAGUCUGUCCGUGACUGUUCUGCUGCGGUGCGUACAUACAAGGAGUAUCUGGCUGCUCGUCACAUCGAAGUUCUGUCUAGCACCGAGAAUCAGUGGCAGAUAGCUUAUGACUUUGCUAAAGCUGUUCAGGCACCGGCAGUCACCAGCUAUGCUAACACCAACACUGGAGUGAUGCAGCGAAUGCAGCCUCAGCCUCGACAGACCCAGCCUACAAACCCCCAACACUCCCGUUCCCCCGUUAUGCCAAGAUCGGGAGCCCAACAAAGCAGGGCCCAAGGUGCCCAACGCCCUCGCUCUCGUUCCCCUAUUGAACGCACUGACUCCAUGUGUAUUAGCCUCAAGGGGCUCCCAUACACCGCAAAGGAUAAGGAUGUCCGAGAUUUCUCCAAAGGCCUGGGCAUCAGGAAGGUUUGGAUUGAUUUUGAAGAUGGUAAGGCCAUUGGCAGUGGGUUUGUUGAGUUCAAAUCCUACGGUGAUCAGAAGGCAGCCCUGCGGCUACAUAAGAAAUACAUGGGAAGCAGAUACAUUGAGGUCACCAGCGCACCAUCUUCUGACAUGCAGAAACAUAUCCAGAAGUUCCGUGAGACCAGGAAGGCUCAAAAUGAGAAGAAGAAAGCUGAAGCUGCGAAAAAAGCUGCUGCAGAAGCAGAGGUCAGGAAGGCUGACGAUGCAAGAAAGGCAGAAGAAAGCAAGCGGGCUGAAGAAACCAGAAGGGCUGAGUCUCGAAGAGCAGAAGAGGCCAGAAAGGCAGCAGAUGCUGAAGCCAAAGCUAAAAAAGAAGCAGAAGCCAAGAAAGCUUCUGAGGCUAAGAAGGCUGCAGCUUCAGCAACAGUGUCUACACCAGCACAGACUCCUGCCGCUGUGAAGCGCCAGGCUUCAUCAGAGCCUACCUCUGAGCCCUCGCCAGCAAAGAAACCAGCACUUGAGCCAACUCCUUCACCUUCACAUCCUCCCCAGAGUGGAGAGAAGACAAAGCAAGAACAAGCAAAACCUGAAGCAGCUGCUGAAGUCAAAGUUGAGGCAAAAGCUGUUGAGAAAACCCCAGCAAAGGCAGCAGAAGAUCAACCAAGUAAAGCAGGGCCAGAGAAGGAGAAAGCAAAACAGGAAGCUGCACAGCCUAAUCCCAAAUCUGAAGAAAAAGAGAAAGUUUCAAAGAAACCAGACUCCAAGGCCAAGAAGGGUUCCAAGUCACCGGGGAAGGAGGCUAAAAGUACCAAGGAGCUUGAUCCCAGGGCAAAGUGUUGCAUGCACGUUUGGAACCUUCCUUACAAGGCAAGUAAACGAGAGAUUGAGAAUUUCUUCACGGGCAGCACCAUCGCCGAGAGGGGUAUUCACAUGGUUUAUACCAAGACGGGAGAGUUCUCGGGCGAGGUCUUUGUUGAGUUUGUUGGUAUUGCGGACUGUGACAGGGCUUACAAGCUUCGAGCAAAGCGCCUGGGCGGUCGAAUGGCCCUUCUCCGCCCCAUCACAAGGGAGGAGAUGCGGGACCGCAUGGCAAGGCCAACCCAGCGUGACAUGCGUACCUCAGAGAAGGAUAGAGAAAGGCGGCAGCAAGACCGUAUGAUGGGGCAGGAUCAAAUGCUCGAGCCCCCUCGCAGGGGGCCACAAGGGCCUCAGAUACCAAGCUUGCUGGACCUUCCUUCAAGUGCCCCACUAUCCGGAAAUGUUGGCAUGCCACAGUUCCCACCUCAAAUGGGAGUGCAGCAGGGCCCCGGAUUGGUCCCAGGGGGUAACAUGAAUAUGCCCAACGUUGGGCCUCCUGCUCCUGCAUUCAACACCAAUGAGCCCCCGAGUGACAUUGUCGGCAUUCAAAACCUCCCCCUCACAGCCACUAUGGAGGAAAUCCUGGACUUCUUCUAUGGCUACCCUGUCCUGAAGGACUCUGUCCACAUUCACCGUUCUGACCGUGGGGCUCCCACAGGCAAUGCAUCCGUGGCUUUCCCCACCCCCCAGGAUGCCAUGAUUGCAGUACGGGAGUUGAACGGCCGGCCUAUGGGUGUCAAGAAGUUGCGCCUUCUCCUCAUCUAGCCCUGGAAACAGGUACCCACCCAUGACCAUGUUGAUUCUGCAAGAUUUGGAAGGGAAGUGCCAUCUACCGGGAGGGCCAAGGCUGAUGUCAACGUUCAAGCCAACUUUGUAAAUGUAAAUGAUUAGGUACUUAGCUGUAGAAUGUAUCAAGAGCCCUUUUUUCAAGUAGUCAUGUUAUUCUACAAGUCAUUUUACUACGUAAGCCAAAUGGUGCAGUGUUGACAAAACUUCAUACCAUUAUUCUGUGUUCAAACAAGUCAUUCCAUAAGAUUGAAACAUUAACAUGUAUGUAUUAAUGUUAGGACAUCCUGACAGUCUAUUGUAAACAUUAUGAUAAUAGACUUCGUAGUGGAGGUUUUUGUAUUGUAUCUACCUGCAUUGUAAAUCUUCAUAUAAUCAUUUACUCUAAAAGCUAAAAGCUGAAACAUUACAUUUAAGUUCAUUUUGUAAUCUAUAGUCUUCACACAGGACUUGAAAUACCCACAUGCAGAAAAGAAUUUUUGCGGAAACAAAUAUUAACAACUUGCAAUUGGUUAGUAUGAGAAUACAAGCUCUAAAUUUUUCAAUUACAUUGUAUAAAUUGCAGAAAACCACAAGUGCAUGUAUUCCAAGCCCAGUGAGUUGAUACAUUUGAAUACUGAUUAGCAACUUGAUAACACACUACUUAUAAGAGUGAUGAUCAGUGAUCUUUAGUUUCUUUGGCAUUUCAGGCAAUGUCAUAGUCAUUAGUUUUUGGAGUUGCAGGUAAUUACAUUGUUUAACUCAGCAACAUAAGGGUCAUUGUUAGAGGUGUUUGGUGCCAAGUAUUACUAACAAUAUAUAAACAGUUAACAAUGUCCAGUAUUUGUAGGGAGCAUCUCUAAUAACAUCAAGUAAGAUAGGCUGCACCAAGUCAGUUUAAUUUUGGACAUUUGAUGUUUAGCAUGAAAUUAAAACGCAGGGAACCUAUUCAAUGGACCACCAAAAUAAUAUAGUAUUGAGUUGUAAAUGUAACGUACCAAUCUCCAUUUGACAUUGUGUGAUUGUAAUGAAGGCACAGUGUAGUUUUGUACAUUUGUAGAGCUACCAAUUGUUAACUUACUGCUACUAAGAGUAGGACUUAGUUUUAGAGGAUGACCAGGAAGGAUUGGUGGGGGCAGGGAUGUUUUGGGAAAGAAUUUAUACAAACUACCUGAAAUAAACAUUUUGCACCAACAUCCUCAACCAUCCUUCCUAGCCUACCUCCUAAACUGAAUGUUACAGUUAAAAGACUUUAAUGGAUUAGAUGUACCAUCAGGAUCUUGACAUCAUGGCAUUUUUAUACAGAGCUGGAAGGGGUGUUUUCUGAAAGGGCAGCAUGAUUUUAUUUACUGAGAUUUUGUAUUAAGGUUAGGUUUGACAUGUAGCAUAUAAUUGCUUUGCAUGUACCCAUAGAAAGGUACCCAUUGUACAUGCAUAUAUGCUGGUGCGCACAGAGAAAAAGUGUUUUUGCAAUUUUUCAACAUUUGUAGUGCUUCUGGUUUAGUGUUUCGAUGUUCAUGUACAACAAGCAUUAUCAUGUGUCAAUAAAAAGUAGUUCUCAAAAAA